AUGACCGUCACGCAUACCGCCAGGUCUUUCGAGGACUGGAUUAGGGAGCCCCGGUGCUGGCACAACCUCACCAAGCUCAGCGAUCGCAUCGACAGCGCCGACGGUCCGGCGGUUACGGCAAACUACGAGGAGCAGUACGCCUUGGCGGGGUACGAGCGCCUCAGAGCCUCCACGAGCGGUUGGGGCAACGGUGUGGGUGGUGCUGCUGCUUCUGCUGCCGAAGGCGAUGCCGGUGCCGGCCCGCUCCCCGAGGGAGCCGUGCAAGGCGCGCAAGCUGACUCGAGGAGGACGACUUCCCCUCUCGCCGCCAACGGGGGCAACGCUGAUCAUGGAGGCGGCGAGGCAACCGACGGCAAGCAGGAGACGGUAGCCGAUCCUCGCGCCGAUGGUGCGCCAGCAGCAACGGCGGCGGCGGCGGCGGCGGGCGCGGAGACGGCCCGAGACGCGGCCGGUGUGGUCAGCGAGGUGUGGCACGUCCGCCACGGCAAACCCGGCCGGAAGACGCUCGAGAUCUUCGACCCCGCUCUCACUGGCGAGGGCCACGUGCAGGCAAGCGCGGCCGGUCUCUACCUCAGCACGUUGCCCUUCAACCGCGGCGGGCGGCGGCGGCGGCGGCAGCCACAGCAGCAGCUGCCGGGGGAGGGCUUCGACGUGGUCUACACGUCGCCGCUGGCCCGAGCGGUCCAGACCGCGGUGUGCCUGUCGCGGGCGCUCGGCGACCUCCCGCUGGAGGUGGUGCCCGGGCUGUGCUCGUGCACGGCCGCCCUGGUACGGCGCGGUGGGUUUCCAAGCGUGGAGGCCGAGCUCAUGACCGACGGGGACAUCGCGGAGGCGUUUCCCGGGGUCGCGGUCAGACACAACCAGAGAGAGGGAGAGAGACGGGGAGGGAGGGGGGCGUGGGCGUACGAGCUGCACGACCUGCUGGCGAGUACGGGAAAGUCGCUCGGGCCCCGGGGCGGGGAGCCAUCGUCCUACGCGAGGCCGUUAGGGACGGUGGCCGCGACGCCGGAAGACGGGGAGAACGGUUCCUGGAACGGCGACGACGGCCCUGCAGCAGAAGCGUUGGCUGCGCGGGUGAUGGCGCUGACCGUACACACGGAGAGGUCGAAGCUUGGGGCCAAGGGUGACAGACAAGGUGCCCGGGAACAAGGGGGCGCCGUGGGUGGCGGGAUUACUGCUGCGCCGGCAGCGUCCCCGUGGCCGCUAGGGGUGGAGGGGGGAGAUCCGGCACAGGACGGUUCUCGGAGUGUUCCCGCGGUCAGGAGCGAGGCAGAGGGAGGCGCUGGUUGGCAAGGGCAGCAGCAGGAGGGGGAGGAGAGUGCAGACGCAGAGGAAGAGAUGGUGUUCGACACGCUUAUGGUCAUGUCAGAGGCGAUGAAGGAGGAAGGCAAGGCCAAGUUUCAGCGUGGGGACUACAUGGGUGCCGCGAAGGCCUACCGUCGGGCGGCCGAGGCUCUCGACGAGAGGGCCGCCCCCACCGCCGACCGGCUAGAGCCCCUGCGAACACGCCUCCGCGCACUGUACGAGAAGUGCAUGUGCAACGCGGCGGUGGCGGGUUUCAAGGCUGCGGCGGCGACGCCCGCGCCCGGGGAGGCUCACAGCCUGGUGGUGGACACGUGCUCCAAGGCGCUGGCACGGUGCGGGGGGAGGUGCCCGAAGGCCGCGGAAGCGCCUCAAGAGACCGAGAACUCCAAGAGCUACAGCCCCGGCGGCGGCGGACUAGUCGCCAACGGCCCAGCUCCAGCUCCGGACGACGCCGCAACCCCGAGCCCAAACGGCACCUUGUUGUCGCCAAACGGCACAUCCCCUACCCCAAACGGCACUUCAUCGUUGCCCCCAAACGGCACUCCGUCGCCCCCAAGCGGGAUGAUGACAACUUCUGCGUCAAACGGAACCGGCACCAACCCCGCCGCAAUCACCAACCCCACGGUCUCCGGCGGUGUUGGCUCUGCUUCAGCUGUAGCAGAGGGCAACGGCGAUGGCAAGGCCAAGAGCCGGCCGUCGGAGGCAGCGCGAUGGCUGGCGGUGGUGCGGGCGAAGAUAGCGGACGUGAGCGCCGCGAGGGCUCUGGCGGCCGAGCAGGCCUCCGCGCGCGAGGAGAACGCGACUGCUGGCAGGCAAAGGGCUCUCGAGGUUGCCCAGAGGCGAGCUAAGUACGGACCGGGUCACGUCCCUCGCCCGCCGCCCGCCAGCACCGAAGGGAGGAACGAUUGGCCAUCGGUGAUAGGUCCUGUGGGAACAACAAUCCCCGUCCUCUCGAGGACGCGUGGUCAAUGGUAUAACCGCUAAGGCAUGCAAAACAUAAAGAGUACG
This is a messenger RNA of Ectocarpus siliculosus, 2313 nucleotides long. Lineage: Eukaryota; Phaeophyceae; Ectocarpales; Ectocarpaceae. The record is from the annotation of a GenBank genome assembly.